AUCGAGUAGAAGAGAAAAUUUGGAGCCACAUCUGACCUCUUGAGAAUGUGGACCAGAUAUAUGAUCUUAAUCCUCUCUUAUCUUAUCACAGAAAUGUGGAUGGAGAGACAGCAUUUAUCUCUAAGAGACGUGGAACCAGGAGCUGAUCUCACUAGGAAUCACACCCUCCGGGAAGGCACUGGAUUCAAAAGAGUCGUUUUCGAAGGGCAGUACUGUAGAAACUUUGGUUGUUGCGAAGCCAGGGAUGAUGACUGUGUCACUCAGUUCUACGAGGCGAAGGCGCUGUGUUACUGUGACACAUUCUGCGAAAGGGAAAAUUCUGAUUGCUGUCCUGAUUAUAAGUCAUUUUGCCGUGAAGAAAAAGAAUGGCCUCUUCACAUAAAGCCUUGGCAUCCAGAAGGUUGCCACAGAGAUGGUCAACAUUAUGAAGAAGGAUCAGUAAUUAAAGAAAACUGCAAUUCCUGCACAUGCUCAGGACAGCAGUGGAAGUGUUCCCAGCAUGUAUGCCUUGUUCAACCAGGACUAAUUGAACAUAUCAAUAAAGGAGACUAUGGGCUUAGAAAUAAUUCCAAAGGAGUGCUCAGAAACAGGGCUUCUUUACCCACGACAACUGAUCUUCCAGAGUUUUUUGUUGCUUCUUACAAAUGGCCAGGAUGGACCCACGGCCCGUUGGAUCAGAAAAACUGUGCUGCGUCUUGGGCGUUUUCUACUGCAAGCGUGGCAGCGGACCGAAUAGCGAUUCAGUCCAAAGGUCAAUACACAGCCAACUUGUCCCCUCAGAACCUGAUCUCUUGCUGUGCCAAGAAACGACACGGAUGCAGCAGUGGAAGCAUCGACAGAGCUUGGUGGUACCUGAGAAAACGUGGACUGGUGUCCCACGCAUGCUAUCCACUCUUCAAGGACCAAAAUGCUACCAAUAACAGCUGCGCCAUGGCAAGUAGGUCUGAUGGGCGGGGCAAACGGCACGCCACAAAGCCAUGUCCCAACAGCAUUGAGAAAUCCAACAGGAUCUACCAGUGCUCUCCUCCCUACAGAGUCUCUUCCGAAGAAACUGAGAUAAUGAAAGAAAUCAUACAGAAUGGACCGGUUCAAGCCAUAAUGCAAGUCCAUGAAGAUUUCUUCAGUUAUAAGACAGGGAUAUAUAGACAUGUUACCAGCCCAAGUGGAGAGUCAGAAAAAUAUCAAAAGCUUCGGACACAUGCAGUCAAACUCACUGGGUGGGGCACACUAAGAGGAGCAUCAGGGCGGAAAGAAAAAUUUUGGAUUGCUGCCAAUUCCUGGGGAAAGUCGUGGGGCGAGAACGGCUAUUUCCGGAUUCUUCGAGGAGUAAAUGAGUCUGACAUUGAAAAGUUGAUUAUCGCAGCUUGGGGCCAAGUGACAGGUGCAGACGAACCGUGACAUAUCAUCCCGUUUCCAGAAGGCUGUGCAGUCAAGGAACCCUGUCCCUUGAAAUUAAGCGAUGUGAGGUUCUCCGUGACAUUGCCCUCUCACCUUGUUGUUACAAUGUACUUGUUUUUCUUGUUUCACCCGGGGCUCUAAAUUCCUGCUUCCUUUAUGUUACUGAGUCUGGAAAAACAUUCACAGAGGACAGCCCAGGGGCUAAGUAACUUUUAAGCACUCUAGUAAUCUUGAUUUCUCUCUCUUGACAAUGUUCUUUUUGACUUUGAUGAGGCCCAAACAGCGGGAUGGUGCUUUUAAUGCUUUAAACGUUCAUAACGUUUGUUUGUAGCAAUCAUCUGGCUUCUCUCUUGAGGACUUCAGACAACAAAAAGCCAUGAAAAUACCAAUUUACCAUCUUUACGAUUUUUUUUUCAACCGAAUCAUGCUUUCUGAAUUCAGACCUUGCUUAUUAUGUUUUGCCAAAAAGCAAUGGAAAUAGAUUGUGUCUCUCAAUAAGCCAACAUUUGGGUUCUUUUCAUUUGCCUAAAUGGAACUCACAAUCCAAACUCGAAAGAACUGUGCCUCUGACAGGAAAUAACUGCUCUUUACAGUACUGGGUAAGGACUUGUGAUGUGGAGAAGAAGUGAGUGAUGGAAAAGCUUAGAGGCUGACAAUGGAAGCACAGUCUUGAUAAACAUACCCUCCUAUUUUGGGAAGCCAGUACACUUUGUGUAAUGUCUAUUAAAAUGAGCUGCAGAACGAUAUUUGGAAAGAUAACGUACUUACCCUCCCAAACAACAACGUGAUACCAUGAGUCAGAAAGAAUAACUUUACUUUUAUCACAACCAUUUCACAGUUCACGGCUUGAGAUUCUGAAAAGUAAGCUACAUUGGCACCCAUUUGCAUCCAAUUUUAAUUUUAGUUCUCUAUUGUCAGAGAAACAAAAGUAGUAUCAUCGUGAUGGUUGGGAAAGGAUGUAAUCUUUUAAUAAUUCACUGGCAUCUGAAAUGGCAAACUAAUAAAUGAAGAAGCAAAGCUGA
Vicugna pacos (alpaca) is the source of this 2420-nucleotide messenger RNA. Lineage: Eukaryota; Metazoa; Chordata; Mammalia; Artiodactyla; Camelidae. The record is from RefSeq and is a predicted model, not a curated record.